UGCCAGUGCUAUUUCUACUGGUGGCCAUGGGUCUAGCUUUGCGCAGUGAGCCGAGGCACGCAACUUGUGACAAUGAGCAAAGAUAUGAGAAUCAGGUUAUGUGCGCGGGCGUGCAAUUCGGCUAUCGAGCGCCCUAUCCGGACAACUGCAGCUUGGUCCUGGUUUGCGAUUGUCUAUACCCCACUGUGCAGAUCUGUCCAGCGGACUUGUGGUGGGAUAACAAGACACAGAACUGUAACUGGCCGCAGGAAACGGAGUGUAUUUACUACACCAUCGAGACAACAACCGGCUUGUAUGAUCCAACUACACCCACAAUAGAUGGCACUUGGCCCACAUCUAGCUAUGAUCCACCACCGCCACCACCGGGCAUUGCGAAAUCAUUCUGUAAGAACUUUCCGGAUGGUUCGGUGCAUCGAUAUCCAUACGAUUGCAAUGCUUAUAUCAAUUGUACGCUUGGCUGGCCAGUAUUGAAUUAUUGUGACCAUGAUAAGGUCUUCAAUCAGUGGCUGCUCAUUUGCGAUACGCCAGAGACCGCUGAGUGUGAGCCACUGCCUUUGCCGCCCUCGACAACAACCCAAGAGCCAAUAACAACACCAGCAACCACUGAAAAGCCAACAACAGCACCACCAACAACAACUACAGUGGAGCCCACAACAACUACAGCCGCGCCAACAACAACAACCGUCGAGCCAACAACAACUACAGUGGAGCCCACAACAACUACAACCGCGCCAACAACAACAACCGUCGAGCCAACAACAACUACAGCCGCGCCAACAACAACUACAGUUGAGCCAACUUCAACAACUGAAGAUGGACAGUGUGGCCCGCCACCUCUUGGCAUUGAUGAGGAUUACUGCUUUGAUUUAGGAAACGGCUUCUAUGAAUAUCCCUACGAUUGCAGUGCGUACAUUACCUGUCGCAAUGGCUGCACGAAUAUGGCUUAUUGCAUACCCGACAAGCUCUUCAACUCGCUGUGGCACAUAUGUGAUACGCCCAAUUCGGUCAACUGUCAACCUGUGGCAUAUCCGACAACGACAACGCCUGGAACCACCGAUGACACCAGCAGUUCGAGCAGUGGUGCGGAGACAAGCACAACGCCAGUGCCAACGGAUACCAGCACCACCACAGUUGCAACUACAACAACACCUGCAUUGCCACCAGAUGUAAAUCCCGAUCUAUGUAAGGGCUUGCCUGAUUACACACGCUUUCCCUAUGCCGCCGACUGCUCUCAGUUCCUGCAAUGCAGGGACAAUCAGGUGAUUUUGGGUCAGUGUGCUCCUUCGCUGCUCUUCAAUCCCGAUUUCUUGAUAUGUGAUAAUGCCGAUGAUGUGAUAUGUUACGAAGAUCGCACCACCAGCACCAGCACUGAAGCGCCUACUACAACAACUAGCAGCACGACGGUAACAACGACGCCUGCGACAACACCUGGGCCAGCUGAUCUGUGCGCCAAUGAGCCCAUGGGAACUUCAUAUCCGUAUGUGCAGAAUUGCGAAUAUUAUAUUCUAUGCUUGGGUGAUGGCGAAUACUAUGUUGCCAGAUGCAUUUCGAAUACGUACUUUGAUCCAAAAACGGGUAAUUGUGGGGCAAAUGUAUCGCCGACAGCUUGCAGGGAGCAGGAUACAGCCACAACCACAACCGAGGCAACAACAACGACAAAGACGACAACGGAAGUUGUCAGCACCAUUUCAACACCUACCACUAGUGUGGCAACAACGACAACCGUGGCACCCGUGCGACCGGGCGGCAUAUGUGGCACUAAGGAUGAGGGCGAAAUGAUUGCCUAUCCGAACGAUUGCAGCAAGUAUAUUGUCUGUGUGUCGCCGAUUCCGGUUGGUUUCUACUGCACGGCCGGCUCCUACUUCAGUGCCAAACAGCAGCAGUGUGUGAGCUGGGAGGACAGCGAUUGCGACAAAGACACGGCCACAACACCUGGCCACACCCAGGCACCCUUGGAGCCGACCAUGUGUACGAACAGCACUCGCGAGACGUUCCCCUACCCGGAGAACUGCCAGUGGUUCAUACGCUGUGUCGACGAUUACAUCUACAUGAUGGAUGUGUGCAACUGCGGCGAAUACUACGAUCCGAUAAGCGGCAAAUGCGGUGCUGACGUGCCAUCGGAUGCCUGUCGCUGGGACUACACAUCCACAACAACAGCAACGACAACUGAGGCAACGCCAGAGCCCACACCUCCCGUAACACGUCCACCACCACAAAAGGGUCCAUGUGAUGAUGCAGCCGAUGGCGAACUAGUGCCCUAUCCCAACGACUGCUCCAAGUACAUCAAAUGCGAUCGUCCAAUAGCCGCCGCAUACGACUGCGAUGAAGGCGAUGAGUUUAGUCCAGAGUUACGUAAAUGUAUGGAGGCUUCGCUGGCCAAUUGCCACGUUGGUACAACGGCGAACCCCGCAGAACCAACGACACCUAGUUGGCCAGGCUCAACAACAGCCAGUGACCAGACAACCGACUCAACCACGAGUCCGGGCUCGUCCAUAACUCCUGAGCCUUCCACAACUGUUGAGCCAUCUACAACUCCUGAGACUUCCACAACUCCUAAGCCUUCCUCAACUCCGGAGAUUUCCACAACCUCGGAGGCAUCCACCACUCCCAGCCCAUCCACAACCUCCCAGUCUUCCACUACUAGCGAACCUUCCACAACUACUGAGCCUUCCACAACACCGAACACAUCAACAAGCGAGCCCAGCACAAGCCCUGAAUCAACAACAACUGAACAGACGACCACGCCAGCGCCUUCAGGCGGCAUUUGCGGCGGUAAACCAAAUGGAACCCUUGUGCCAUAUCCAAACAAUUGUGGCAAAUAUAUUGUAUGCCAAGAGCCCAUACCCGUGGGCUAUGAUUGUCCUGAAGGUCUGGAGUUUAGCCCCACACAGUUGGAGUGUAUGGAUCCCGAGUUGGCCAACUGUAUACCAAAACCAACCACGGCAACAACGACAUCUUCCCCAAGCACUACGCCUUUCACAACGAAACCCACAACUUACACUACUCCAGAUACCACGCUGUCUACGCCUACCACUCCUGACGUUCCAUGUAAUACUUCUCCCGACACUUCCAGUACAGUAACAGAUACUACUACUCCGAAUACUCCGGAGACCUCAACAACAGUGACGGAUUCUACAACUCCGACUACUACUACUACAGACGUUCCGUGUAAUACUUCUCCCGACACUUCCAGUACAGUAACAGCUAGUACUACUCCGAAUACUCCGGAAACUUCCAGCACAGUAAUCGAUACUACAAGUCCAAUGACAACUGAGACGCCGCCAAGCACAACAGUUGCAACAACGCAGAGGACAACUUCAGGACCAACAACAAUACAUCCCGAUACGCCCAACAUAUGCUGCGGUCACCCGCUAGGCACAGUUUUGCCAUAUCCGAACGAUUGCAAUCGUUAUGUUGUCUGUGACUAUCCCAUACCCUAUGCUGUGGUCUGUGGGGAGGGCACACUGUUCGAUGCAGAGUAUCUGCAAUGCACAGCCAACGAAAAUGUAAAUUGUAUAUGA
Messenger RNA from Drosophila hydei, 3521 nucleotides. RefSeq names its product mucin-2. The transcript has a single exon. NCBI's taxonomy places the organism in Eukaryota, Metazoa, Arthropoda, Insecta, Diptera, Drosophilidae. Bases 27 to 3521 code for a protein of 1164 amino acids. The record is from RefSeq and is a predicted model, not a curated record. Gene Ontology annotation, molecular function: chitin binding. Gene Ontology annotation, cellular component: extracellular region.